AUGGCCAUCGAGGCCGAGCGCGUUGGUGAUAUGGAGACGACCAAGACUGAAGGCGACGACUUUACGCCUGACGAAGAGGGCGCCUCGCUCCUACCUCUCAUGAUGAUGACCUAUAUGCUUCAAAGCUACGACAAAGGCAUUAUGAGCGCCGCAACCCAAUUCAACUUCAAUAGCGACCUCAAACUCACCACAAUCGUGGGCUACCAAGCCGACGGCAAACCCAUCACCAACAAUCAAAAGUACUCAAAUGCUGCCAUGAUGUUCUACAUUGGCUAUUUGGUCGGAACAUAUCCCAUGAUGUACUUGUCUCAACAUUAUCCCACCUCGAAAGUCCUUUCUCUGGCUACCUUUCUCUGGGGUGCAGUGGUUAUGUCAACAGCGGGCUGCUCAAACUAUGUGGGUAUUAUGCUCAAUCGCUUCUUCCUGGGCUUUCUGGAAUCUACUGUUGCUCCAGCCUUUACGGUGUUUGUUACCUUCUGGUGGACUCGCGAUGAACAAGCCCUUCGAAACAGCCUCUGGUACAGUUGCGUGGGUGUUGCCACAACCAUCUCGCCCUUGAUUAAUUACGGCCUGGGCCAGAUCAACACCUCGAUGCCUCGUUGGAAGCCUAUGUUUCUGAUCCUAGGAGCUGUGACGCUAUUCUGGUCCAUCGUUCUCUCCUUUGCUCUGCCAGACAGUCCUUUAACCACCAAGCGGUUGACUGAGUCGGAGAGGAAGAUUGUCGUCCGCCGACUAGAACGAAACAACGCCGGCACCAUCAGUCGCAAAUUCAACAAGGGCCAGUUCCUUGAGGCAUUUCGCGACUACAAGCUAUACAGCUGUACUCUCAUUAUCCUCCUUACCGGUGUCCCGUCAGGGGCCUUGGGUACGUUUGGGACAGUGGUGAUCAAUGGGUUUGGCUUCGACCAUUUCGACUCGUUGGCCUUGACCUGUCCCAUUGGCGCCAUCACCGCGACCAGCAUUCUCUUUGUGGGCUACGUCACGCGCAAAUGGAACAACCUUCGGUACCUGUCCAUUGUUACCUGUGCUCUCAUCUCCAUUGCUGGUACUCUUAUCUGCUGGCUUGGACCGCGAAACAAUCGCGGCUUGUUGUUUGCGGGCGUCUUCCUUAUUGCGGUUCAAGUCUCUGCCGGAGGAGUAGCAGUUUCUCUCGCUGCAUCAAACAUUGCAGGACACACGAAAAAGGCCACCGUCAGCGCAACAACCUUCGUCGGAUACUGCGUGGGGAACGUGAUAGGGCCCGAGAUUUUCGGCGCCUCACCCGGCCCUGUGUACCAUGCAGGCUUCAUGGGAAGUUGUAUUUGCUUGUGCUGUGUGGUGGUUAUUGCGACUGUCACUUACGUCCUUCUUCGUAGAGAGAAUGCGAAGAGAGACAGAAUUCAUGGUGGACGAGGUGGCCAGCAUGGCAUCGAAGAGGAUUUAUCGGACAUGAAGAAUGGAGAGUUCCGAUAUGUACUGUAG
This is a messenger RNA of Cladophialophora psammophila CBS 110553, 1461 nucleotides long. RefSeq lists its product as uncharacterized. The coding region runs from base 1 to 1461 and encodes 486 amino acids. Lineage: Eukaryota; Fungi; Ascomycota; Eurotiomycetes; Chaetothyriales; Herpotrichiellaceae. The record is from RefSeq and is a predicted model, not a curated record. The transcript is spliced from 3 exons. Gene Ontology annotation, cellular component: membrane. Gene Ontology annotation, biological process: transmembrane transport. Gene Ontology annotation, molecular function: transmembrane transporter activity.